AUGGAAGAUUUAAGCUUAUCCACCAGUGUGGAUGUAGACAAAGGUUUUGCCAUCGCUUUUGUCGUUCUUCUGAUUCUAUUCUUAAUAAUGGUGAUUUUUCGGUGUGCUAAGUUGGUGAGAAGUCCUUAUGAGGCCAGUUCCAUAAUCACAGAAGUAUCUCUGAACUGA
Suncus etruscus (white-toothed pygmy shrew) is the source of this 168-nucleotide messenger RNA. RefSeq names its product cortexin domain containing 2 (gene CTXND2). The record is from RefSeq and is a predicted model, not a curated record. The coding region runs from base 1 to 168 and encodes 55 amino acids. NCBI's taxonomy places the organism in Eukaryota, Metazoa, Chordata, Mammalia, Eulipotyphla, Soricidae. The transcript has a single exon.